GUUUGUUUACAUGUGUGAAAAUGCAUUUCGAGGCCGUACGAUAACGGGAUAGAUAACGUUUCUGAAGGCACGUGUUUUAGCAACGCCGUGAGGGCGCUGCUGUUAGCCCUUUAAAAGGGAGCAGGUUUCCCGAAAACGGGAGUUGAGUUUCCAACGGUUGUACGGGCUGGAGGCCACGACUUAUUCUACUGAAGGUAAUAAACCUUUCUGUUCUGUUGUUCAUUUGACUGUGCUGCGUUUUCCUGGGUCGCUGAACGGACGGGCCGACGCCCCGGGAGUGGGAACCCUUGGGUUCCCACAAUUGGCGCCCAACGUUUUCGGAACCGGGUCGUCCGUUCGGUGGCGGGGGGCACGCAGCCCAGACGUUCUCGGUGCCUAGUGUUCAUCGGCAUGGGAGUGUUCAUUUCAUCUGUUAUCAACUUGUUUUGGGGGAGUUGCACGUUAGUGCCUUGUUUUUGUGUCGUCUUUUGAGUGUUUUUCAGUUCCUGUCAACGCUUGGAAAUGGAGCAUUCCCCGCCGCGCGGACACCUUCUCCGUAGCGGUGCCCGCUACGGACUCCCAGAACAAGUCCAGCCGACAGGACCGGUCGGUGAUGGGACAGCACCGGCGGGGGUGCAGCCACAAGACACCAUGCCGCGACCCUGCCGACAGAGGACGGGCCAGCCCCGACCCCCCCGCCAAGAGACAGGAGGUCGCCCACGACCCAGGGCAUCCCCGGAGAGGACGUCUCCGCAGCAGCAGCAGCGAUCGGCGGCCACGUGGAUCGUCGUCCACAACGCACGGCCAGUAGGAUGGGCAUCGCACACCAGAUGGGCGGCUCAGGUCCGGCCCCUCCGCGGCACCAGCCCUUCGCGGAUACCCCUGCCCUUCCGAGGGUUAACCCUCACCGACAGGCAUCCUCAGGACCCGCCCAUCCCAUUGACCGCAGAAGAAGAGCGCCUCCUGUGUCCCGUAUGUCGGGUGCCAGAAGUGCACCGGAGCACCCACUUGCGAGGCGCCCUCCACCGCUCCAGGAUCACUGCCCCACGCACCGCCGGGUCAGACGUAGAUGCGGCCCUCGCAACCCUCAGGCGCCUCCGUCCAGACCUCCUUCGACAAGGCCCUCCACCGCCUCCCCCUCAACUCGAGCCUAGCCCGGAGGACAUCAUCCUCGAAAUGCCAUCCGACGAUGACCUUUGAGCGAAGAGACGGCAAGGAAGCAAGUUGGCGACGUGGAAUCACUCGUUUAUUUAUGUUAUACUAAUUUUCCAUUAAUACAGCGUUGUUUCGCUUAGUGUGUGCCAGUUGCACAGAACAGUUAUGCGAUUUGAACACUUUUUAGUGAACCAUGUGAACAUUUUGUGAACUUUUAUCUUAUAACCCCAGAGUCAUGUUUCUGGGUGGGGGAGUGUUGUGAGUUUGUUUACAUGUGUGAAAAUGCAUUUCGAGGCCGUACGAUAACGGGAUAGAUAACGUUUCUGAAGGCACGUGUUUUAGCAACGCCGUGAGGGCGCUGCUGUUAGCCCUUUAAAAGGGAGCAGGUUUCCCGAAAACGGGAGUUGAGUUUCCAACGGUUGUACGGGCUGGAGGCCACGACUUAUUCUACUGAAGGUAAUAAACCUUUCUGUUCUGUUGUUCAUUUGACUGUGCUG
Molecule: messenger RNA, 1631 nt
Organism: Ornithodoros turicata
Lineage: Eukaryota; Metazoa; Arthropoda; Arachnida; Ixodida; Argasidae
Exons: 2
Coding region: 502-1179 (225 amino acids)
Source: RefSeq, a predicted model, not a curated record